AUGUCUAAAUGGCAUAUGUCUAAAUGGCAUGUGUCUAAAUGGCAUAUGUCUAAAUGGCAUAUGUCUAAAUGGCAUGUGUCUAAAUGGCAUGUGUCUAAAUGGCAUAUGUCUAAAUGGCAUGUGUCUAAAUGGCAUGUGUCUAAAUGGCAUAUGUCUAAAUGGCAUGUGUCUAAAUGGCAUGUGUCUAAUUGGCAUGUGUCUAAAUGGCAUAUGUCUAAAUGGCAUAUGUCUAAAUGGCAUGUGUCUAAAUGGCAUGUGUCUAAUUGGCAUGUGUCUAAUUGGCAUGUGUCUAAAUGGCAUUUGUCUAAAUGGCAUGUGUCUAAUUGGCAUAUGUCUAAAUGGCAUGUGUCUAAAUGGCAUGUGUCUAAAUGGCAUGUGUCUAAUUGGCAUGUGUCUAAUUGGCAUGUGUCUAAAUGGCAUUUGUCUAAAUGGCAUUUGUCUAAAUGGCAUUUGUCUAAAUGGCAUGUGUCUAAAUGGCGUACACCCCUAAGGAACCUAACAAGAUGUCUCAAGUUUAAACCCUCCAGACAUUUUGAACAUGUUUAUGAAUCGAGCUGA
This is a messenger RNA of Biomphalaria glabrata, 558 nucleotides long. RefSeq lists its product as uncharacterized. The record is from RefSeq and is a predicted model, not a curated record. The coding region runs from base 1 to 558 and encodes 185 amino acids. The transcript has a single exon. Lineage: Eukaryota; Metazoa; Mollusca; Gastropoda; Planorbidae.